Messenger RNA from Juglans microcarpa x Juglans regia, 831 nucleotides. RefSeq lists its product as uncharacterized. The transcript has 5 exons. Lineage: Eukaryota; Viridiplantae; Streptophyta; Magnoliopsida; Fagales; Juglandaceae. The record is from RefSeq and is a predicted model, not a curated record. Bases 231 to 599 code for a protein of 122 amino acids.
CUCCCACAAAAUCCACCAAAUCACAUCACACCGAGUCCUCCAAACUUCGAAACACCGUUCCUUCGUAAUCUCAAUUUCUUCUACUUUAGAAACCAACACCAAGAUUCAUAUGGUAGAAGGAACCAAGCAGGUAACUGGGUAAGGUUAAGAAAGCAGUUAGAACCUGAGAUCUCACCAAAUUCGUUGAACAGACAUUCUGGCUUUCAGGGACCAUUUUUGUGCCAUCGGCGAUGAGACUAUACGAUGGUUUCAAAGAGAUUAUAAAGAUUCAGAAGUUUCGGAGGAUCGUGUCCUAUACCGGAUUCUACUGCUUCGUUGCGGUCCUGAGCUAUGCUUACACAAGUAAUACAACGAGAGCCGGGUAUUCUAGAGCUGACCAAUUCUAUGCGUCUUACCCUGCUGGAACUGAGCUCUUGACCGACACUGCUAAGUUAUAUAAAGCUGCACUUGGCAAUUGUUUCGAAGCGGAAGACUGGGGUCCAAUCGAGUACUGCAUCAUGGCGAAACACUUCGAGCGUCAAGGAAAAUCGCCAUACUCGUAUCAUGCACAAUACAUGGCACACCUUCUCUCUCAUGGACAACUUGACGGCAGUGGCUAAAAGGGAAAUAUCAAUGCUGUGCCAGAUGAGUCCAAAUGUCAUAAGUGCAAAAUUAUCUGGUGCCAAUCAAGUGUGUGUGUGUGAGAGAGAGAAUGAGAGAGAGAGAGAGAGAGAGAGAGAGAAUGAUUAAGUGGAUAAAUGUGUAACGGAGUUGAAAACUGCUGCAGUUUAUUAUACUAGCAUUUGUCAUUUGGUGGGAGAAACAAAAAUCUGGACCACUGGGUUUGGUAAC